This is a messenger RNA of Hydra vulgaris (swiftwater hydra), 1292 nucleotides long. RefSeq lists its product as uncharacterized. The record is from RefSeq and is a predicted model, not a curated record. NCBI's taxonomy places the organism in Eukaryota, Metazoa, Cnidaria, Hydrozoa, Anthoathecata, Hydridae.
UAUUACGUUGCUUUGAAUGUUAACUUUUAAAAAUAAUUCACAGUAUUUAAAAAUUAAUUUUAGUUAUAUAAGUUUUAUAGUUAUUAAAUAAUCACUGGAAUGUAUGCUAUUGUGGUUUUUGACAAUGAGAUGAAAACUGAAUACAUUCCUUUCAAUUGGAUUAUCAAUAAAAUUGAACUUCAAGAAGUUUCAAUGUUGGUUAGGCAGCGUAUAGAAUUAAAAUGCUACUGGCCUCCAUGGUCAAAUUCAGGCAAAGUCAGUAGAGCACAAAAGCAGUGCUCUGAACCUGAAAUAGAUUGGAAAACAUACUCUAUUCGAUUGUUAGCAGUUGCAGGUAAUGAGAAAGAAGCCUGUGAAAAGGUGACAAUUGCAGAAGAGACUUCUAAUGUCGAAGAGAACUUUACUAAGCAAAAAAGAAAAGUCAAAGAAGAUUUAAUUGAAAGUACUGAUUCAGAAAGUAAAUACAGCAAUAGAAAGAAAAAAAAGAUAUCUGAAAAGCUUCCUAAGCCUGUAAUACCAGAGAGACAGUCGGGGGUUUGUCAUUUUGAGAUUGAAAACAGUGGAUUGUUAACUCCUGUGCUAUGCACAGAAUCGUCAGAAAAGGAAGUUCAGCACAGACAAAAUAAAACUUUUGAUUUACAGUCAGAAAGUGUUGUAAAGUCAAAAGAUAUGUCUGGUAUUCCUGGUAACACAAGUAGUCCAUUGUUAAAAACGUUUGGUUACACUACAUCUGCAGAAAAAUUGUUGUUGAAAAUUUUGGCAGCUCAAGAAGAAAUAAGAGAGACGCAAAAGUUGCAUUCAGCUAUGUUGCACAGCAUUCAGCAACAAAUUAAUUUCAACGCAUGGCAUUACAGAGGAUGAAAUUGAAUUAAACUUACCACUUAAAACAACUGAAGAUGUCAAAGCUUUUGAAGAUAGGUUGAAAGAUGAAGAUGUGAAAAAAAAAUUGUGACUGGCGAUGAUCCAGCAGAAAUCUGUGGCGUAGAUCUAGUGUUUCCCCUGUGUUCAAAUAAUGCAAGAUCUCGCAGUGUGGGAUUGCAAUUCUUAAUUAAUGGUAUUGAUUUCUUUAUUUUCAUAGCAAAAAAAUUAUUAGUACUUUUACCCUAGGGCACCAUCCAUAAAGAACGUCAUCUAAGUAGGGUGGUAGGGGUCAAGAUUAAAAAGACACAAAGGCGGAGGAGGGAGGUUGUCAGAAAAGUACAUCACUUUAUAGAUUUUUUAUUUCAAUUUUAUAAACAUGAAAAACAGUAACAUAAACAUGAAAAAAUGUAAAUAUGUGUUUUUAUGAAGAU